Molecule: messenger RNA, 1952 nt
Organism: Leopardus geoffroyi (Geoffroy's cat)
Lineage: Eukaryota; Metazoa; Chordata; Mammalia; Carnivora; Felidae
Product: ATP-dependent RNA helicase DHX8-like
Exons: 12
Coding region: 18-1937 (639 amino acids)
Biological process (GO): spliceosomal complex disassembly; mRNA splicing, via spliceosome
Cellular component (GO): intracellular anatomical structure; catalytic step 2 spliceosome
Molecular function (GO): RNA helicase activity; RNA binding; ATP binding
Source: RefSeq, a predicted model, not a curated record
UGCGGGCAGCUGUAGCAAUGGCCGUGGCCGUGGCCCUGGCGGGGGCUGUGACCGGAACCGAGCUAGGCCCCGCGGAAGAACUCGCCAAACUCGAGUAUCUGUCUUUAGUGUCGAAAGUUUGCACCGAGCUGGACAAUCACUUGGGGAUCAACGACAAGGACCUGGCUGAAUUUGUGAUCAGUCUUGCUGAGAAAAAUACCACCUUUGAUACUUUUAAGGCUUCUCUGGUCAAAAAUGGUGCUGAAUUCACGGAUUCUCUUAUUAGUAACUUGCUACGCCUCAUACAAACCAUGCGGCCUCCAGCAAAGCCUUCUACUAGCAAAGAUCCAGUUGUUAAACCCAAAACUGGAAAGGAAAAGCUGAAGGAACUCUUCCCAGUGCUUUGUCAACCAGACAACCCUUCUGUCCGGGUACCGAUACCAUUGCUGGUGCCCAUGGAAACCAGUUGUGGUGAAAAUGAUUGGCUAUUUCUCUCUUAUUUUUUUGCUAAUUCUUCUUUGGGGGGACUUUUAGAUGAAGAUCUUGAGAUCGAGCUGGUUGAGGAAGAGCCUCCAUUCCUGAGAGGGCACACCAAGCAAAGCAUGGACAUGAGCCCUAUUAAAAUCGUUAAGAACCCAGAUGGUUCCCUCUCCCAAGCAGCAAUGAUGCAGAGUGCCUUAGCCAAAGAAAGGCGGGAACUCAAGCAGGCCCAGCGGGAAGCUGAGAUGGAUUCUAUUCCCAUGGGGCUCAACAAACACUGGGUUGAUCCUCUGCCUGAUGCGGAAGGCAGACAGAUCGCUGCCAAUAUGAGGGGUAUCGGGAUGAUGCCCAAUGACAUUCCCGAGUGGAAGAAGCAUGCUUUUGGGGGCAACAAAGCUUCAUAUGGAAAAAAGACCCAGAUGUCAAUCAUUGAGCAGAGAGAGAGCCUGCCCAUCUACAAACUGAAGGAGCAGCUGGUCCAGGCUGUUCAUGACAAUCAAAUCCUGAUUGUCAUUGGAGAGACAGGAUCUGGGAAGACAACGCAGAUCACCCAAUACCUGGCAGAGGCAGGCUACACUUCCCGGGGCAAGAUUGGAUGUACCCAGCCCCGAAGAGUAGCAGCCAUGUCGGUGGCCAAAAGAGUGUCGGAGGAGUUUGGUUGUUGCUUAGGCCAGGAGGUGGGCUACACCAUUCGGUUUGAGGACUGCACCAGCCCAGAAACAGUCAUCAAGUACAUGACAGAUGGGAUGUUGCUCCGAGAGUGCCUGAUUGAUCCCGACCUCACACAGUAUGCAAUCAUCAUGCUGGAUGAGGCGCACGAGAGAACAAUUCACACUGACGUGCUCUUUGGAUUGUUGAAGAAGACGGUUCAGAAAUGGCAGGACAUGAAGCUGAUUGUCACCUCAGCCACAUUGGAUGCAGUGAAGUUUUCUCAGUACUUCUAUGAAGCUCCCAUCUUCACCAUCCCAGGUGGAACAUAUCCAGUGGAAAUACUGUACACAAAGGAACCUGAGACAGAUUAUGUGGAUGCCAGCUUGAUCACUGUCAUGCAGAUCCACUUAACAGAACCACCAGGUGACAUCCUCGUCUUCCUGACUGGUCAGGAGGAGAUCGAUACCGUGUGCGAGAUCCUAUAUGAAAGAAUGAAAUCCCUGGGACCGGAUGUCCCGGAGCUGAUCAUCCUGCCCGUGUACUCUGCUCUCCCCAGUGAGAUGCAGACCCGAAUCUUUGACCCGGCCCCACCUGGCAGCAGAAAGGUCGUGAUUGCCACCAACAUCGCAGAGAACUCGCUGACCAUUGACGGCAUCUACUAUGUGGUGGACCCUGGGUUUGUGAAGCAGAAAGUUUACAAUUCCAAGACUGGCAUCGACCAGCUCGUGGUCACUCCAAUCUCUCAGGUAUGGCAGCGUCUACCCACAGUGGUCCUGAAAAUCCUCUUUGAGGCUUCUCUGAAAAUUUUUUAUGAUUUUGUAUUCUGAACUUCACUGUUUUCA